Messenger RNA from Dryobates pubescens (Downy woodpecker), 2159 nucleotides. RefSeq names its product ariadne RBR E3 ubiquitin protein ligase 1 (gene ARIH1). Bases 102 to 1763 code for a protein of 553 amino acids. Lineage: Eukaryota; Metazoa; Chordata; Aves; Piciformes; Picidae. Gene Ontology annotation, cellular component: nucleus; cytoplasm; ubiquitin ligase complex. Gene Ontology annotation, molecular function: zinc ion binding; ubiquitin conjugating enzyme binding; ubiquitin protein ligase activity. The record is from RefSeq and is a predicted model, not a curated record. Gene Ontology annotation, biological process: ubiquitin-dependent protein catabolic process; positive regulation of proteasomal ubiquitin-dependent protein catabolic process; protein polyubiquitination. The transcript has 14 exons.
GAGGUGGGGGGGGGCGGCGGCGGGCGCCAGGCAGGCCGGCGGGGUGGGUUAAGGGGGGGCGGCGCCGCGGGAGCCGCCACCGUUUCUUCACCGCCCUCGCCAUGGACUCGGACGAGGGUUACAACUACGAGUUCGACGAGGACGAGGAGUGCAGCGAGGACAGCGGCGCGGAGGAGGACGAGGAGGACGAGGAGGAGGACGAGCCCGACGAUAACUUGGACGAAGUGGAGCUGGUGGAGCCCGGGCUGCGCGUCGGCGGAGAGCGCGACGGGCUGUUAGGCGGUGACACGGGAGGGCUGGGCCCCGGCGGUGGCGGUGGUGGAGGCGGCCUAGGCGGCGGGCCGGGCCCCGGAGGCGGCGGCGGCCCCGACCAGGAGGAGGAUUAUCGCUACGAAGUGCUGACGGCCGAACAGAUCCUGCAGCACAUGGUGGAGUGCAUCCGGGAGGUCAACGAGGUUAUCCAGAACCCAGCGACCAUCACUCGAAUACUGCUCAGCCACUUCAACUGGGACAAAGAGAAGCUGAUGGAGAGGUACUUUGAUGGCAACCUGGAGAAGCUCUUUGCCGAGUGCCACGUCAUCAACCCCAGCAAGAAGUCCCGGACGCGCCAGAUGAACACCCGCUCCUCAGCCCAGGACAUGCCCUGCCAGAUCUGCUAUCUCAACUACCCCAACUCGUACUUCACUGGCCUGGAGUGCGGACACAAGUUCUGCAUGCAGUGCUGGAGCGAGUACUUAACUACCAAAAUUAUGGAGGAAGGCAUGGGACAGACCAUCUCGUGCCCUGCUCACGGCUGUGAUAUCUUAGUGGAUGACAACACAGUUAUGCGUCUGAUCACAGACUCCAAGGUGAAAUUAAAGUACCAGCAUUUAAUAACCAAUAGUUUUGUAGAGUGUAAUCGACUGUUAAAGUGGUGUCCUGCCCCAGACUGCCACCACGUCGUCAAAGUGCAGUACCCGGAUGCGAAGCCUGUGCGCUGCAAAUGCGGGCGCCAGUUCUGCUUUAACUGUGGGGAGAACUGGCACGAUCCUGUGAAGUGCAAGUGGUUGAAGAAAUGGAUUAAGAAGUGUGAUGACGACAGCGAGACUUCCAAUUGGAUUGCAGCCAACACAAAGGAGUGCCCCAAAUGCCACGUCACCAUCGAGAAGGAUGGGGGCUGCAACCACAUGGUCUGCCGGAACCAGAACUGCAAAGCCGAGUUCUGCUGGGUGUGUCUGGGCCCCUGGGAGCCCCAUGGAUCUGCCUGGUACAACUGCAAUCGCUACAAUGAGGAUGAUGCAAAGGCAGCAAGGGAUGCACAGGAGCGCUCCCGGGCGGCCCUGCAGAGGUACCUGUUCUACUGCAACCGCUACAUGAACCACAUGCAGAGCCUGCGCUUCGAGCACAAGCUCUACGCCCAGGUGAAGCAGAAGAUGGAGGAGAUGCAGCAGCACAACAUGUCCUGGAUCGAGGUGCAGUUCCUGAAGAAAGCGGUGGACGUCCUCUGCCAGUGCCGUGCCACUCUCAUGUACACUUACGUCUUUGCCUUCUACCUCAAAAAGAAUAAUCAGUCCAUUAUCUUCGAGAAUAACCAAGCAGACUUAGAGAAUGCUACAGAGGUGCUUUCUGGGUACCUGGAGCGGGAUAUAUCCCAAGACUCGCUGCAAGACAUAAAGCAGAAAGUGCAGGACAAGUACAGAUACUGCGAGAGCCGGCGGAAGGUCUUGUUGCAGCAUGUGCACGAAGGCUACGAGAAGGACCUGUGGGAGUACAUCGAGGACUGAGCCUGGCACACGAACUCUGAGACCCCUUUCCCAGCCGGAUUCAAAUCAAAGCCGCAGCCGAGGCGCUCCCGCCUGCCGCCCCACCCCCUGCUGGUCUGUAGCACCGGGAGGCUCUUUUGGUGGUUUUUUUCGUUUUGUUUUUCUUUUGUUAAGAGGAAAUUGAAGUAAAUUAUAUCGAAAUAAAAAGCAAGGAGCGAGCAAGCAACCAACCCAAGCACCCGAGGUAGAUAACAGCAUCGUGCAGCAGUAUUCUAGGCGGCCAGCCGGAGUGGGACAGAGGCGCUGAAAGCAAAACCAAACAACCAAGCCCUCCUCCGACUUUAACCUUGUAACCUGUAGCUUCCUUCUCCUCUUCCUUUUCUAUCUUUUUGGGGUUGUUUUGGGUUGGUUCCCCCU